Molecule: messenger RNA, 2361 nt
Organism: Enhydra lutris kenyoni (northern sea otter)
Lineage: Eukaryota; Metazoa; Chordata; Mammalia; Carnivora; Mustelidae
Product: BICD family like cargo adaptor 2
Exons: 9
Coding region: 844-2361 (505 amino acids)
Biological process (GO): Golgi to secretory granule transport; vesicle transport along microtubule
Source: RefSeq, a predicted model, not a curated record
GUGUGUGUGGGGGGGUGCACGCGUGUGUAAGGGGUGGGGGGGGACCCCCCAGAGGACUGGAGGUGGGGAGGGUGCCAGCGAAAUCUGGUGUGUCUCCUUCUGAGCCCCCGAUCGGCCGGGCUCUAAGCAGCCCUGGGAGAGCGCCACUGGGCUCCCGUCCCCAGGGGCGGGCCGGGAAGUAAACAGAAACCUGGAGUGGCCCCACCAUCUGCUGGUACAACUUGUUACCUGGCCCAGCCCCGGGCCUGCCCCGGGGCCCCUGGGAAACUGGGGCCAACACUCCAGAAUGGGAGGACUGGGUCUGGGCACCUGAGCUCCAAGGCAUGGGGACCAAAACACCUGGAUCUUGAGAAAAUAGGAAAACAAGGACCAGGAUACCUGGGAGGGAAGGGGGCUGGGGUCCUGGGCUUCUAGAAGUGAAGGGAUCUGCAGGCCUAAAUUCCCAAGGCCUGUACUCUGGGAGGGGAAGGGGCUGAGCUCCUCUUGAGUCCUGAGUCUCUGAGAACUUGGCUUCUAGAAAGAGCUUCCCUGCUGGUGAGGGGCUGGGAGCCAGGUCAGCUAAGGUGUGGGGGGUGGGGGGCACGGUCAGCAGGGUCCUGGAGCACUGGGGCAGUUACCUGGGGGCAGAGGAUGUCUGUCAACAGCAGCUCAUUUCCUUGUACUCCCUGCCUCAGUUUACCCCGGGGACAUUAACGGAGCUGGGUGGCCAAGACACAGAUCAUUAACCCUUCACAGCCCAAGGAGGCCCUAGCCGCAGGGCCAGAUCUUGACCAGCAGGGGGCAAGUCCCAACCAGCUGCCUGUCCCCACUGACCCUCCUGUGCCCACAGAGGCUGCAGCCACCAUGAGCUCCCCACAAGGACCAGGCUUCCUGUCGGGGCUGCUCUCUGGAGGUGCCUCCCCCAGUGGCAACGAGGGCUUCUUCCCCUUCGUGCUGGAAAGGCGGGACUCGUUCCUGGGAGGGGGACCCGGGCCUGAGGAGCCGGAGGACCUGGCCCUCCAGCUGCAGCAGAAGGAGAAGGACCUGCUGUUGGCUGCGGAGCUUGGCAAGAUGCUUCUGGAGCGCAAUGAGGAGCUACAGCGGCAGCUGGAGACACUGAGCGCCCAGCACUCUGAGCGCGAGGAACGGCUGCAGCAGGAGAACCAUGAGCUCCGCCGGGGCCUGGCAGUGCGGGGUGCUGAAUGGGAGGCCAGAGCUGUGGAGCUGGAGGGGGACGUGGAGGCCCUGCGUGCCCAGCUGGGAGAGCAGCGCUGCGAGCAGCAGGACAGUGGGCGUGAGCGGGCACGGGCCCUCUGUGAGCUCAGCGAGCAGAACCUCCGGCUCAGCCAGCAGCUGGCCCAGGCCUCUCAGACCGAGCAGGAGCUUCAGAGGGAAGUGGAUGGCCUUCGGGGGCAGUGCCAGGCUCAGGUCCUGGCAGGAGCAGAGCUGAGGACGCGGCUGGAGAGUCUACAGGGGGAGAACCAGAUGCUGCAGGGCCGCCGGCAGGACCUGGAGGCCCAGAUCCGGGGCCUGCGUGAGGAGGUGGAGAAGGGCCAGGCCAGGCUGCGGGCCACCCACGAGGAGCUGCUGCUACUGCGGCGUGAGAAGCGGGAGCAUAGCCUGGAGCUGGAACGCGCGCGCUCCGAGGCCGGGGAGGCAUUGAGCGCGCUGCGGAGACUGCAGAGGCGCGUCUCGGAGCUGGAGGAGGAGUCGCGCCUUCAGGACGCCGACGUGUCGGUAGCCUCACUGCAGUCCGAGCUUGCUCAGAGCCUUGACGGCGACCAGGACCAGAAAGCGGACGGACGCAGAGACGCCCCGAACACUCUGUCCCCUGAGAUCCAAGAGGCAUUCAGCCACCAGCCUUCAGCCCAAGAGGAAAGCCUGGAGCCUCCCAAGAAGCGAGCAUCCCUGAGGCCAGGGGAGAUACUCGAGGAGAAGGAGGCCGAAGUGGCCCGGCUGCAGGAUGAGAUCACGCUGCAGCGGACAGAGAUACUGUCCCUGCGGGAGGAGCUGCGAAGGCAGAAGGAGCUGCGAACACAGGAGGACCCCGAGGAGGCCCUUAGCGGCGCCCUCUCGGAUCGGGACGAAGCUGUGAACAAAGCGCUGGAACUGUCCCUGGAGCUCAGCCGCGUCUCUCUGGAGAGGGACUCGCUCUCUCGGGAGCUGCUUCGCACUAUCCGCCAGAAGGUGGCGUUGACGCAAGAGCUGGAGGCCUGGCAGGACGACAUGCAGGUGGUGAUCGCCCAGCAGCUGCGCUCGCAACGCCAGAAGGAGCUCAGUGCGGCCGGAUCAUCCCCGCAUCGCGCCGCAACGCGCUUCUCGCUGCGCCUGGGUCCUGGGUCCGCCGGCGGCUUCCUGAGCAAUCUCUUCCGAAGGACCUGA